UUUAGUUAAGAACUCAACAGAAGUGGACAUGAAAGAAAGAAUGAAGUUCUCAUAUUUUUUCUUUAUUUUAAUUUUUGCAAGUUCCUUUAAUUUAAUUUUAUCACAAAAGAACAAUUUUUCGCAUAGAGAUUGGUUGAGAAAAUCAGCUAAUUCUUUGGCGGAAGUUUGUGCAAAAGCUGGAUGUGUUCGUGGAAAAGUUGAAAGUGGAAGAGUGAAGCCUUACGAAGCUUUCUACAGUAUUCCUUACGCUGAACCUCCAGUUGGAAAGCUCAGAUUUGAAAAUCCCGUACCUAAAAGUGGUUGGUCAGGAUACUGGGAUGCUACCUUCUUCCGGGGGGUUUGUCUGCAGGAUCACAAUAUUUAUCCUGAUCCAAUAAGAGGAUCAGAAGACUGUCUCUACCUCAACGUUUAUCGACCUGUCUAUAGGAAGAAAGGUGUUAAAAUGCCCGUGAUGGUUUUUAUCCAUGGAGGAUCCUGGCUGGAUUUCUCCUCUAGUCCAACACAAUUCGGUCCUGAAUAUCUAAUGGACAACGGGGAAGUAAUCUUAGUGACGCUAAACUACCGGCUGGGGCUCUUUGGCCUUCUCUGCUCAGGGGAUGAAGCUGUUAAGGGAAAUUUCGCCUUCAAAGAUCAACAACUCGCCAUGAAAUGGAUUGUGGAUAAUAUUGAAUACUUUGGGGGAGACGCCGAAUCGAUCACACUUAUUGGCCAAAGUGCUGGUGCUGCGUCUGUUCAUUUGCAUAUGAUGAACCCAACGUCUCAGGCGCUCUUCCAUCGAGCUGUUCUUAUGAGUGGAACCGCGAUAAGUCCGUGGAAUUACUUGAAAGAUUUCAAAACUCAAUUCCGACAAGCUGCUCAAUUCGUUGGACUUGCAGAUUGGGAAACAGCCACAACUUUUGAAUUAGCCGCUCAGCUAAAGGAGGUUGAUGCUUUGACCUUCGUUGAGAUUAUUAAUAGAUUCUAUCUUUUUGUCCUAACACCACCAAAUCCACUGGGUUUCUGCAUUGAAGGAGACUGGGAGGAUGCAUUCCUUCAGGAGAAUCCUCGCAUACUUUGGGCAGAAGGGAAGUACUUCCCAAAACCCAUCCUAAUUGGAACAACAUCAAAUGAAGGACUUCUGGCAGCGGUUGUAACACGGAAUGAAACCUUUCUAACCAUAUUCAACGAGAACUUUUACAAUUUCCUCCCGGUUGUAUUUUCCAUGUAUCCGAGAUAUGUAACUGAUGUUGUGAAUUACUAUCUAGGUGGUCAAGAUUUCAUAGAUAGUACCAAUGAAGGACAAGUAUUCAAAAUGGCUACAGAUAGGCUGUUUGUAUAUCCGAUGAUAACUCUCGUUAGGCAAUUCCUAGAAACAGCUGAUGUGCAGGAAGAUCCUAUAUACAUUUACGAAUUCGCAUUUAAGAGCGCUUAUACAUUCCUCAAAUACUUUUCUGGCCAAGACAUAAACUUAGGCGUAUGUCACAUGGAUGACGUAUUCUACCUGUUUACAAUGUCAGACUUUAUUCCAAUAUUCAAUACAACUUCCCCAGAAGGAAGAAUGGUGGACACGUACGUUCGAACAAUGGUUAAUUUUGCCACAAGAGGGGAAGUUAAGGACUGGAGGAGAUAUAGACCCUGCACAGCCUCAACGUCAACUCCGUUCUGUGAUCGUCAGAUUUUCUACAGAUACACUGAGCUUGAUCCAAACCAAGUUAUGGUCUCAGUUUCCAAUAAAAUCGAUGAAGGGAUGGUGAAACUGUGGAAUAGGAUUGAUAAUGGCAUCAAUGCCAUUACUGAAGAUUAAAAUUAGCUAAAUUUUAUUUGAGGAGUUUUUCAAGCGGUGGUUAAUAAAUUAAUAAAGAGUUUACAGGAAGGCGAAUUGACGACUAUUCCUUAAUUACACGAAUAUUUAAGAUUGAUCCAGAAGAAUUGCCGAUUGUUUUAUAAUUAUUACGAAUAAUUUAAAUUUUUUUUUCCAAUAAUACAGAACAGACGAAUUUAUUCUUCUGAAAUAAAAUAUUAUUCCUUAAUGAUCCGGAA
Lutzomyia longipalpis is the source of this 2019-nucleotide messenger RNA. Its product is annotated as juvenile hormone esterase-like. NCBI's taxonomy places the organism in Eukaryota, Metazoa, Arthropoda, Insecta, Diptera, Psychodidae. The transcript has 4 exons. Bases 29 to 1783 code for a protein of 584 amino acids. The record is from RefSeq and is a predicted model, not a curated record.